AUGCAGAACGCCACAUCGUCAACGAGUCCUCCAGCUAAGGAAGACGCAUCACCAAGUGUUACUGCGGUCCCUGCACCUGUACCACCUGCGCGCACGAAAAAAAAAAAGGUCACCGAUCUUCGUUGUUUUGAGGUACGAUGGUUCUAUAGAAAAAAUGAGGUCGACAAAUGGAUUAGUUUCAACGGAAGAGAUUCACUCUGUCUGGAGGCUAAAUACAGAUCUGUGUUCUGUAUUCCCCUCGACGACCAAAUGACCGUAGAACUUCUCGAGCAGGGUUUCACUUUCGGACAAACAGUAGUAGUGCUUGAUGGGCUCUACAAAGUGAAUCAUGAUCUCACGAAAGUGGAUUCUAUUUAUUGGAAGGGAGAUUCCUGUGACAUUCGCAGGGGUACAUGGUUCAGUCAGGACUGGCAACCAUUAGAGCCACCUAUUGCUGAUGCAAUUGAGUCCCAUCAUUUACAAUAUUUCCGAGGACAGACAAUUCCUGAAGGAACAACAGUUUUCUCAGCGAAAGAAGCCAGCAACAAACCACAACUCACCGAGCUGCAUUUGGAAGGUAUGGAGAUCAGAUGGAGCUCUGUCAUUGAUGUUUUUCUUUCUUUCAAAAGAGGAGCAAUUCUCAGAUAUAUCGGAUGGGGUAAAAGUCAAGCGCUUCGACGCGGUUUUCAGAAGGAGGCGGAAUUGGAUGAUGGUCCAGCUGAAGUUGGCCACUUGAUUCUUGUUGUUCAUGGAAUAGGUCAAAAAGGAUAUGAAAAUCUAAUAGCGGAAAAUGCUCAGCAAGUCCGUGAUGCUGUUGUAAGUGCCAUGGAACGCUGCUACCCUGAGGAAAAGACCCGUCCGAUGUUUUUACCAGUAGAAUGGAGAUCGGCGCUAAAGCUAGAUGAUGGCGUUACUGACGUCAUAACUCUUCCCAAAAUGAGUUCUAUGCGAAAUGCUCUCAAUAGCACUGCAAUGGAUAUUAUGUACUACCAAAGUCCCCUAUAUCGUAAAGAAAUCGUUGGUGGUGUUGUUCGACAGUUGAAUCGCAUAUAUUCUCUUUUCACCGAAAAUAAUCCGACCUUUUGUGGUCCUGUGUCGAUAUUUGCACAUUCUCUUGGAUCUGUUAUCACUUACGACAUUCUACUUCAUUGGUCACCUUUUCUACUGUAUGACAAAUAUGUUACCCAUGCGAUGGACCUCCACUUAAAAGAGUGUACGGAUGUCUCGAAUAUUGAAGCUCUUAAAGCUUUUCAACAAGCUAGAGACUUGCUAUACGAGAAAAUUGACGGUGGUAUCAACAAAAUGUUGCAACACAAUGACGAAGAACUUCAGUUUAAGGUAAAAUACUUGUUUGCUAUCGGAAGUCCCCUGGCUGUCUUUUUAGUAAUGCGCGGUGCAACGUAUUCGGAUCUUCUUCCAACUAGAAUGAAUGUCGAACGCAUCUUCAACAUAUUUCAUCCCUACGAUCCCGUUGCUUAUCGACUAGAGCCGUUAUUCAUAUCGGAAUAUCGCCACAUUCGACCAGUAAAGCUCUUUUCCAGCAAUGACUUGAGAGCUCGGAACUCAUAUGACGAAUUACCGCUGGAAGUAUACAAGAGCUACCUUAAAAAAAUCAAGAAUGAAAAUAAGUCAAAAAAGAAUAAAGGGGACCAUAUUGAAAAUUCAGAUUUUUGUACAACUAACUCUCUUAGAGUUUACUGUAGUAAAGAUUCGGCAGACACAAGAAGUGGUGGUGAUGAUGACAUUGAUGAUGAAGAUGAGUGUGAUUCUGACUUUGAUGCGAAAAGUGGAUGUUCUUCUCCCAGAUGUCUUACUCCUCCUCCCCCAGCAGAUUCAAAUUCUGUGGAAAAACCUGCAAAAAAAGGAUGGUUUUCAUCAUUCACAGCUGCGCCUAAGAGAAACGUUCGUGUGGCUUCCACCUCGGAACUACCCGUAGAGGUCGCUAAAGAAGCCGAGGCGGAACUUCCACUUCCUGAACGUCUUCUAGGAAGUGGAACACGACCACCACAUCGCAUAGAUUUCCAACUACAGCCAGCAUUAACUGACAAGAGUUACUGGUCCGUGUUGAAAAGUCACUUCAGUUAUUGGACCAACGCCGACUUGGCUUUAUUUAUGGCUAAUGUACUUUUUGCGAAAUCAAGCCUCAAUAAUGAAGAGAAUAGGGAUGGACUCCCUGUUUCUGCUGAGCCAGGACUGACUCAUGACAUCCUUGUAUCCCGCACGUCGUUCCGGCCGAAAGCCUGCAAUCAAGUGACUGGGAGGUGCAAGGGAGGCGGUUUGGAGUCGCUUCCAAGAAAUAAGCUCCACAUGUCCACUCCGGGAGAACAGAAGAAAGAGUCUCCUGAUUUCGGAGGAAAGCCUGGUACGGUUGCGCCAGGUAGGACGGGGUUGCAGGAGUCAUACAGGCUACCGAAACGGAAAGGGACUAAGAUGGCGAUCUGUACUUAUAACGCACGUACGCUUGCAGCGGAAGCGGCCAUCGAAGAUCUGAUGAUGCAAGCCAAGAAGAUCAAGUACGACGUCAUCGGACUGACCGAAACGAGACGACGUCACCCUCUUAACGUCGUAUAUGAAACUGGGGAAGAACUGUCCUUAGAAACAUGCGACAGUAGAGGUGUUGGUGGAGUUGGCGUCCUCGUCAACCCGCUUUCGUUUCUACGCUGUCGAAGGUUUUCUCGUAGUCGACGAAGGUUAGAACAAUGGGCAUUUAACAUUCAACAGAUUCGCAUUUAA
Molecule: messenger RNA, 2712 nt
Organism: Necator americanus (New World hookworm)
Lineage: Eukaryota; Metazoa; Nematoda; Chromadorea; Rhabditida; Ancylostomatidae
Exons: 23
Coding region: 1-2712 (903 amino acids)
Cellular component (GO): cytoplasm
Molecular function (GO): metal ion binding; glycerophospholipase activity
Source: RefSeq, a predicted model, not a curated record